CUCAGAGACUUCUGCUGAAACUUUUGGCGUUUCUCAAUGUCCGCGACGCGUUGACUGAACCGCAGCAGAUGCAGAGAGCGACAGUGUUUAUGGAGGAGUUAAAGCAGAGCGCACUGGCAGCGCCGGAUCUGUAUUCAAAGUAUGCUCGAGUCUGGAUCUCAGACCCCACAGAGGUGUGGAGAUCAGCAGAGCUCACCGCAGACUACAGCCCUGGAGAUACUGUACUACAUCUAGAGCUGGAGGAUGGCACAGAGUUGGAAUAUAAGCUGGACCCAAAGCAUGACGUCCUGCCUCCCCUCCGUAACCCAGACAUCCUGGUGGGCGAGAAUGACCUUACGGCUCUCAGCUACCUCCAUGAACCAGCCGUGCUGCACAACCUCCGGGUUCGAUUCACAGACUCCAAGCUUAUCUACACAUACUGCGGCAUCAUCCUGGUCGCCAUCAAUCCUUAUGAAAGUCUUCAGAUCUAUGGAGCUGACAUCAUCAAUGCAUACAGUGGGCAGAAUAUGGGUGAUAUGGACCCUCAUAUCUUUGCUGUGGCAGAGGAGGCCUAUAAACAGAUGGCCAGAGAUGAGAAGAAUCAGUCCAUCAUCGUAAGUGGAGAAUCCGGAGCGGGGAAGACCGUGUCUGCCAAAUAUGCCAUGCGUUAUUUCGCAACAGUCAGCUCUUCUGCAGAAACCAGUGUGGAGGAAAAAGUGCUGGCGUCCAGCCCCAUCAUGGAGGCGAUAGGAAAUGCCAAGACAACAAGAAAUGACAACAGCAGUCGAUUUGGGAAGUAUAUCGAGAUUGGGUUCGACAGGAAGCACCACAUCAUUGGGGCCAACAUGAGGACAUACCUUCUGGAAAAGUCAAGAGUGGUGUUCCAGGCGAGUGAGGAAAGAAACUAUCAUAUCUUCUAUCAGCUCUGUGCCUGCGGCCAUUUACCCGAGUUUGAACCUUUGAAGUUAGGUAGCGCUGAUGAAUUUCCCUACACUAAUCAAGGCAGAAGCCCUCUCAUAGAGGGAGUGAAUGACCUCAAGGAGAUGCAGGCCACUAGGAAAUCCUUUUCACUGUUGGGAAUCACUGAGACACACCAAAUGGGUUUAUUCCAAAUCCUGUCUGCUAUUCUUCAUCUGGGGAAUGUGGAAGUGAAGGAGAGGGGAUCAUCAAGCUGUGCCAUCUCUGAUGAAAAUGGCCACCUGGCAGUUUUCUGUGACCUUACCGAGGUGUCGUACGAGUCUAUGGCUCACUGGUUGUGCCACAAAAAACUCAAGACCGCCACAGAAACCUUGAACAAGCCUGUAACCAGAAUGGAGGCUUUAAACGGCCGUGACGCUCUCUCAAAGCACAUUUACGCCAAACUCUUCUCGUGGAUUGUUGGGCAGGUCAACAAGGCCCUGAGCACUUCCUCCAAACCGUACUCAUUCAUCGGUGUACUAGACAUCUAUGGGUUUGAGACGUUCGAACUGAACAGCUUCGAACAAUUCUGCAUCAAUUAUGCCAACGAGAAGCUCCAGCAGCAGUUUAACAUGCACGUCUUUAAACUAGAGCAAGAAGAGUACAUGAAGGAGCAGAUUCCAUGGACGCUCAUCGAUUUCUACGACAACCAACCCUGCAUUAACCUGAUCGAGGCCAAGAUGGGCUUGCUAGAUCUUUUAGAUGAAGAAUGCACUAUGCCAAAAGGUUCCGAUGACUCUUGGGCACAAAAGCUGUACAACACUCACCUGAAGAAAAGCUCUCACUUUGAGAAACCUCGUAUGUCUAACAAAGCUUUCAUCAUCCAGCACUUUGCAGACAAGGUUGAAUACCAGUGUGAUGGAUUUUUGGAAAAGAAUAAAGACACAGUCAAUGAAGAGCAAAUUAAUGUCCUAAAGGCAAGCAAGUUCGCCUUGCUUGCUGAGCUCUUCCAGGAUGAGGAAACACCUACAGCUCCGAGCACCACGGCACCAUCUGGUCGUGCAGAGUUUAAACGGCCCACCCAGUCUUUCAGGGAGCACAAGAAAUCGGUUGGACUACAGUUCCGGAAUUCUCUACACUUGCUCAUGGACACUUUGAACGCCACCACCCCACACUACGUGCGCUGCAUCAAGCCAAAUGACCUUAAAGCCCCCUUUAUGAUGGACCCCCAUCGAGCCGUUCAGCAGCUUAGAGCGUGUGGAGUCCUUGAAACCAUUCGUAUCUCAGCUGCAGGCUUUCCUUCCAGGUGGACUUAUCAAGAGUUCUUCAGCCGCUACCGUGUUCUAAUGAAGUUGAAAGAUAUCCUGUCAGACAGGAAGCUGACCUGCCAAAGUGUGCUAGAACGGCUUGUGCAGGACAAAGAUAAAUAUCAGUUCGGAAAAACGAAGAUCUUCUUCCGGGCUGGUCAGGUGGCUUAUCUGGAAAAGCUGAGGGCAGACAAACUCCGCAAAGCUUGCAUCCACAUCCAGAAAACCAUUCGGUGCUGGGUCGCCCGUAAGAAGUACUUGCGUAUUCGCCAAGCAGCCAUUACCAUACAGAGAUAUGUGAGAGGACACCAGGCUCGAUGCUUGUGCCAUGCUCUGAGAAGGACGCUGGCCGCAGUGAUCUUUCAGAAGAACACACGCAUGUGGGCGACUAGACGACAGUACCAGCGACAGAAAGCAUCAGCAAUUCUUAUUCAAAGGUUACUGCGCGGCUAUGCAGCCAGACUGGAGUACAAACGGCUGGUGUGCAAGCGCAAGGCUUUACUGAUCCAGCGUUGGGUGCGUGGCUUCCUGGCUCGUUGGCGUUUCCGUCGCAUCAAGCGGGCUGUGGUGUACCUGCAGUGUUGUGUUCGCAGGAUGCUAGCUCGCCGAGAGCUCAAGAAACUCAAGAUAGAAGCCAGAUCGGUCGAGCACUACAAGAAACUCAACUUUGGCAUGGAGAACAAGAUCAUGCAGCUUCAGAGGAAACUGGAUGAGCAGCAUAAGGAGAACCAAGAGCUUACAGAGCGAAUAAGUGAAGUGGAGACCCAUAAUGCUGCUGAGUUGGAGAAGUUGAACCUGGAGCUCAAGAAGCUUCAAGGGUCUGAAGAAGAAGCUCAUCAUCGUACAGACCAGGUGACAUUGUUGCAGGAAGAAUUGGAGUUGGUCCGUCAAGAGUUGGAGAGGAACAAAGAGAUGGUAGCUGAGCUGAAUGAGAGAAACAGUUUGCUGAAGAGUGAGAAAGAUGAAAUGAACAGACUUAUCCAAGAACAGGAGCCACAGAUAAUAGAAAAGUUGGAGGCGACCCAUCAGGAGGUCACAGAGCGCCUUCAGGCACAACUGAACGAGGAACACUUCCGUUACCAAAACCUACUGAUGGAGCACUUGAAACUGGAGGACCGCUACACUGAUCUGAAAUCAGAGAAAGAAGCAGCUGUAGAGCUUUCCAAACCUAUUCAUAACAGAGCAGAUUCUGGCUACAGCAGUAGCCAAUCAGAGAGCCCCUACAGCUCUGUGCUCACAGGGUCAGAGGUCAGCACGCUGGGAAGAGAGGAUGCUGGUCAGACGGCAGCAGAUUUGUCCCUCCUGAUGAAACUACAGAGGAGAGUCGCUGAGCUGGAGAAGGAAAAGAUGGACCUGCAAAGUGAGAUGGACACUAAAGAAGAACAACUACUACAGGAACGUACCAAGGAACUGGAGGAGUGUCAGAGAGAGUUAGGGGCUGAGAGGGACUACGAGGCCCUGAAGCGUCAAGAAUUGGAGUCUGAUAACAAGAAACUGAAGAAAGAUCUCCAGGAGCUCCGCCAGUCUCUCAGUAAGGGGGUGGGGUCAAAGGCCACGCCCCCCGGAGGUCAGGCCUUUAACGUGCUCCUUGAGCAGCUCAACUCCACCAGUGAAGAGCUCGAUGUGCGAAAGGAGGAAGUUUUUAUACUUCGGUCUCAGCUGGUCAGCCAGGAGGCGUUCAAACAUAAGGAAACGGCGGCUGAAGGAGACUCCAAUGACUCCAGCAGAUCCCCCACAUUUUGUGACCUUCAUGAGCUCAAUGAGGAUGGAGAACUCUGGAUGGCUUAUGAGAGCCUAAAAGAAACUAACAAGUUGCUGGUGUCACAGUUACAAACUCAGGGUCAGUCCCAUGAAAAGGAGAUGGAGGACAUGAAGGCGGAGCUUCAGCGGUUAAGGGCGGAGCUUGAUCAUCAGCAGCAGAUGCUUUCAGACAAUCUUGAACUUCCACAGGACGCACGAAUACAAGUUAGCCUACAGCAUGAGAUCAGUCGCCUGACACAACAAAAUCUGGACCUAUUGGAGCAGAUGGGCAAACAGGACAAGAUGAUCCGCAAACUAAAGAAACACCUGAAAAUCUAUGUAAAAAAGUUUGGGGAGCCUGAGGCGGGUGUUCAUAUUGAACAGUCCACUCCAGAGAACAUGAUUGUUGAGAGCGGACGAAUGGUCAGUAUCGCUCGUAAAGAGAGAGACUUCCAGGGUAUGCUGGAGUACAGGAGAGAGGACGAGAGCAAACUGCACAAGAUACUUAUCACAGAGCUCAAACCGCGAGGUGUGGCUGUGAAUUUGAUCCCAGGCCUGCCUGCUUAUAUUCUCUUUAUGUGUCUGCGACACGCCGACUACGCCAACGAUGACCAGCGGGUCUCCACGCUUCUGAACUCCACUAUCAACUCCAUCAAGACCGUACUAAAGAAAAGAGGAGAUUUUGAAACCAUCUCAUUCUGGUUGGCCAACACCUGUCGCUUCUUGCAUUGCCUUAGGCAGUACAGUGGAGAAGAGGCAUACACAAAGCACAACACUCCUCGGCAAAACAAGCACUGCCUGACCAACUUUGACCUGUCUGAGUACCGUCAGGUUCUGAGCGAUCUGGCGAUUCAAAUCUACCAGCAGCUCAUCAGGGUCAUAGAUAAUAUUCUACAUCCCAUGAUUGCCCCAGCCAUGUUGGAGCAGGAGACCAUUCAGGGUGUGAUGGGUGUGAAGCCCACAGGAAUGAGAAAGCGCACUACCAGUUUCCCUGAGGAGACCUCUUACACGCUAGAGUCUAUUUUAAAACAGCUGGAUGGAUUCUAUUUCACACUGCUUCAACAUGGCAAUGACACUGAGCUCGUUCGACAGUUCAUCAAACAGCAGUUCUACGUCAUCUGCUCUGUCACACUAAACAACUUGCUGCUUCGCAAGGACAUGUGCUCCUGGAGUAAAGGUCUGCAGAUCAGGUAUAAUGUUUGUCAGUUGGAGGAAUGGUUGCUGGAUAAGGAUCUUAAGGGCAGCGGGGCGCGUGAGAGUCUGGAGCCUCUGAUACAGGCAGCUCAACUUCUGCAGAUCAAGAAGAAGAACCAGGAUGACGCAGAUGCCAUCUGCACCAUGUGUACUGCACUCACAACUGAACAGAUUGUGAAAAUUCUCAGCUUGUACACACCAGUUAAUGAGUUUGAGGAGAGAGUAUCUAUAUCAUUCAUAAAGUCCAUACAGACUUUAUUAAAGGAUCGUAAAGAGUCUUCUCAACUUCUGAUGGACGCUAAGAUAAUUUUCCCCGUCACUUUCCCCUUCAAUGUUGCUCUCGAGACAAUCCAGCUGCCCAGCAGCCUCAAUCUGAGUUUCCUCACCCGGGUUUAAAAAUAUGCGAAGUUAUGAUGUCAUAAUGUGACUUUACCUUCUGGAAUUAUAAGAAUGUUUACACUUCAUGUAAUACUGUAAUAUAUUUCACUUGAUAGAAGAAUUUUAGAGCCGUUAAAUAUAUUUCACUGUCUGUGUUUGCUGGAGUAUGUAAUGUGUUUGUGGGGCAACAUGGUUCAGGACCUCGGUUUAACGUUAUAUCCCAAAUGUGUAUGCUGCCUUAUAGAAAAAGUGUUUGACUAAAUGUAAUUGUUCUAAAGCAUAUUAAAAGAGUAUCCACUUGUAGGGUGUAAAAUAUUUUCUUUUCGCUA
This is a messenger RNA of Myxocyprinus asiaticus (Chinese sucker), 5824 nucleotides long. It is a transcript of the gene myo5ab, whose product is annotated as myosin VAb. Gene Ontology annotation, cellular component: vesicle; cytoplasm; myosin complex. Gene Ontology annotation, biological process: vesicle transport along actin filament; actin filament organization. Gene Ontology annotation, molecular function: microfilament motor activity; actin filament binding; ATP binding. The record is from RefSeq and is a predicted model, not a curated record. NCBI's taxonomy places the organism in Eukaryota, Metazoa, Chordata, Actinopteri, Cypriniformes, Catostomidae.